AUUUCGUCAUUUCCAAAAAGGAAGCUUUUGCAGGCGGGAGCUCUGCCUAUAAUGCAAAGCACAAAUCUAGGGCUUCAAAUGUUCAAAACUUCGUCUUGCUCUUCUUCUUCUCUCUACUCUUUAACUCUUCAGGCACGGUCUUAAUCUCUCUCUCUCUAAAAAGUCCAUUUUUCAGCACGUUCUCGCUCCUAAGCAUGGCGCUUGCCUUCGAUGAAUAUGGAAGGCCCUUCAUCAUCCUCAAGGAGCAGGAGCAGAUGAACAGGCUGAGGGGCCUCGAUGCGCAAAAGGCCAACAUUUCGGCUGGAAAAGCAGUUGCUCGGAUUCUGAGGACUUCUCUUGGGCCUAAGGGCAUGGACAAGAUGCUCCAGAGCCCUGAUGGCGAAGUCACCAUCACAAAUGAUGGGGCUACUAUCUUGGAGCAAAUGGAUGUUGACAAUCAAAUUGCAAAGCUGAUGGUAGAGUUAUCACGAAGCCAGGAUUAUGAGAUUGGUGAUGGUACCACUGGUGUUGUUGUUAUGGCUGGUGCACUUCUCGAGCAGGCAGAGAGACUAUUAGAAUGUGGUAUCCAUCCCAUUAGAAUCGCAGAGGGCUAUGAGAUGGCUUCCAGAAUGGCUGUGGACCAUCUUGAGAAAAUCUCGAAGACGUUUGAGUUUAGUUUGACGAACAUUGAGUCACUGGUUCAGACUUGCAUGACCACUUUGUCUUCUAAGAUUGUUAAUCGAUGCAAGCGGAGUUUAGCUGAGAUUGCUGUUAAAGCAGUGCUUGCUGUAGCAGAUUUGGAUAGAAAGGAUGUCAAUUUGGAUUUAAUUAAAGUUGAGGGAAAAGUGGGCGGAAAGUUAGAGGACACUGAGCUAGUUUAUGGUAUCACUGUCGACAAGGACAUGAGCCAUCCACAGAUGCCUAAGCGUAUUGAAAAUGCUAAAAUUGCCAUUUUGACUUGCCCGUUUGAACCCCCAAAGCCCAAGACAAAGCAUAAGGUGGACAUUGACACAGUUGAAAAAUUCCAGACACUACGCAAACAAGAACAACAGUAUUUUGAUGACAUGGUUCAAAGAUGCAAAGAUGUAGGUGCGACCUUGGUUAUUUGUCAAUGGGGUUUUGAUGAUGAAGCUAACCAUCUGUUAAUGAAUCGGGGAUUGCCUGCAGUUCGAUGGGUUGGAGGUGUGGAGUUAGAGUUGAUUGCAAUUGCUACAGGGGGAAGGAUUGUGCCAAGAUUUCAAGAGUUGACUCCUGAAAAGCUAGGGAAGGCGGGUAUAGUUAGAGAAAAAUCAUUUGGAACAACCAAAGACCGCAUGCUGUAUAUAGAGCAAUGUGCAAAUUCAAGGGCAGUAACUAUAUUCAUUCGUGGCGGCAAUAAAAUGAUGAUCGAGGAGACAAAACGUAGUCUCCAUGAUGCCCUUUGUGUUGCAAGGAAUUUGAUCCGCAAUAAUUCAAUUGUCUAUGGUGGUGGAUCAGCGGAAAUCUCUUGCUCCAUUGCUGUGGAAGCAGCUGCUGAUAGAAUUCCUGGAGUAGAGCAGUAUGCGAUUAGGGCUUUCGCGGAUGCUUUGGACUCAAUCCCAAUGGCUUUGGCAGAGAACAGUGGCCUCCAACCCAUUGAAACUCUAACUGCUGUGAAGUCUCAACAAGUCAAGGAGGGUAACCCACAUUAUGGGAUAGAUUGCAAUGAUAUUGGAACAAACGACAUGCUUCAGCAAGAUGUGUUUGAGACUCUGAUUGGAAAGCAGCAGCAAAUAUUGCUUGCUACACAGGUUGUGAAAAUGAUACUCAAAAUUGAUGAUGUCAUCUCCCCUGCCGACUACUGAUUAUUGGGCAUGAAUUUUGGUUUUGAAAUUGUGGUCAAAUUCAAGUCGCUGCUCUGUGAUUGAGUGGUUUCUCCUGCUCAUUGACUUUUAACUGAGUUAUAUUAUGCAUUAGGUUUGAGUUAAUGAGUGGAUAGUUAAGUCUUACUGAAGUUCCAUUUAUCUGGCAUUGAUUUCUUCGGCUACGAUUAGUGAAGCAUGGAGCAUGCAUGAAUCCGUUUUGUAAUGAAGUUAUGCAUAUUAGAGCGAUGUGAUGUUUUACGAC
This is a messenger RNA of Amborella trichopoda, 2064 nucleotides long. RefSeq names its product T-complex protein 1 subunit epsilon. Gene Ontology annotation, biological process: protein folding. The record is from RefSeq and is a predicted model, not a curated record. Gene Ontology annotation, molecular function: ATP hydrolysis activity; ATP-dependent protein folding chaperone; ATP binding. NCBI's taxonomy places the organism in Eukaryota, Viridiplantae, Streptophyta, Magnoliopsida, Amborellales, Amborellaceae.